This is a messenger RNA of Rana temporaria (common frog), 1188 nucleotides long. It is a transcript of the gene TMEM80, whose product is annotated as transmembrane protein 80. The record is from RefSeq and is a predicted model, not a curated record. Gene Ontology annotation, cellular component: ciliary transition zone. NCBI's taxonomy places the organism in Eukaryota, Metazoa, Chordata, Amphibia, Anura, Ranidae. The transcript is spliced from 5 exons. Gene Ontology annotation, biological process: non-motile cilium assembly. Bases 453 to 881 code for a protein of 142 amino acids.
ACAGGUUACGGAAAUUCCCGAGCUCUCCGCGAUUUCCAGCGGCUUUGACCCGCUCACGGAAACCACCGAGAAAAGCCGAUUGCCACCGAAGAUGGCUCCGGGGCCGUGUGUACACACCCGAGCGCCAGAGACCCAGUGUGCAUGCGCGAGAUACUCAUUCCCUAUUGGAGGAGCUCUGGUUUCCGUAAUGGCACCUGUUUGAAUACCAGUCUUUUAUGUAUUAUCUUUGCUAUACUGAAUUGCAUUUUCCAUCUUCUUAUGUCGGCAUAAUCCUGCGCAAUACUAUAGAAACUUUUAUUCUGACACAGGUGCAGUAUUAUGUACACGGGGAGCAUUAUAAAGCUGUGAAAAACGAGUUUGCCCUUAACAAAGAUGGCUUCCAUCGAGUUCUUUACGAGUCCCUGGCGCUUUAGUGGCGGAAAUAGCCGAGAAUCUCCGAUCUCAGCAGAAAGAUGGCGCUGUACAGGAGAGGAAAGAGCUCCUUGGUUCUGUCAUCUGUUCCUCUCCAGAUCCUACUUUAUGUCAAUGUUGUGUAUUAUGUGUUUUAUUUUCUUGCUACACUACUAAUGAUUAUUUAUAAAAGUCAGGCGUUUAGUUAUCCAGACUCUAACUUGGCUUUAGAUCUUGGUCUUCUAUUCCUCAUGGUAAUCCUUGAGUCUGUGCGGUUGUACUUGGGAACAAUGGGAAAUUUAACAGAAGAAGAGCUUCCCUUGGGAUCCAGUCUGAUUUUGACUAUUGGCAAUGUCUUUCUGUCUGUAUAUUUCCUGGUGUGGGAGACAUACAUCCUAAGAGCAGAUCUCAUCAUAAAUGGCAUCCUGUUGGUUCUUUAUGGACUGGAAGCAAUCCUAGAAUUUUUCACCAUUGCCACAUUUUUCCGUUAACAUUAACAGCACAUUGUAGAAUAUUUAUUUAAGACUCUGAUGUUCAGAGAAGAAUUCUAAAUAAAAUUAUGGUCAAAAGACAGAAAAAAAUAUAUUUGGCAAGUAGUAAAGAGCAUCGUUUACAAAGAAAGUCUAUAAAGCACUGUGGAACCUCAGUACAGGGACUGUGGGGGAUUUAGCGCAGAUUGCAGCACCAAGAAGUUAAGUAUCCGGUUUUAUUUUAGUGAUAAGUUAAAGCAGUAGUAAACCCCACCAAUUAAAUUUUUUUGGAAACCCUGCAAAGUAAAGGCAUAAUGUGCUAGUAUGC